AUGGGGCAGUCGAGCGCCGACGUGCCCAACCCGAUGCCAUCGUCAGUAGGCGCCCUCGCACCGAUGCAUGUCCUCCGUGCCCGACGCCUUGAAGAGCCACGGAUGGCGUCCGGCAGCGUCCACGGCACCGCUUCGGCCAACGGGGUGGAAUGCAGCUUUCAGCUGCCCAAGCCCGUCGCCGCCAACCGCGAGGUUGAACUGACCACUCACACGACAUUGUUGGAGACCCAGCCAGGAAAAGAACAAGCCCCCUGA
This is a messenger RNA of Colletotrichum spaethianum, 255 nucleotides long. RefSeq lists its product as uncharacterized. The transcript has a single exon. NCBI's taxonomy places the organism in Eukaryota, Fungi, Ascomycota, Sordariomycetes, Glomerellales, Glomerellaceae. The coding region runs from base 1 to 255 and encodes 84 amino acids. The record is from RefSeq and is a predicted model, not a curated record.